This is a messenger RNA of Morchella importuna, 1059 nucleotides long. RefSeq lists its product as uncharacterized. Gene Ontology annotation, molecular function: beta-glucosidase activity. Gene Ontology annotation, cellular component: cell surface; extracellular region. Bases 1 to 1059 code for a protein of 352 amino acids. The record is from RefSeq and is a predicted model, not a curated record. Gene Ontology annotation, biological process: glucan catabolic process. Lineage: Eukaryota; Fungi; Ascomycota; Pezizomycetes; Pezizales; Morchellaceae. The transcript has 11 exons.
AUGGAUCCGUUAUAUUUCCUGCGCAACAGGCAACGCUUCAACGGAUCAUCGACGUCUACAUCUUUCAAAACCGAUAUCUACCAUUUUUAUGGCUCUUCGACCUCGCCAAUAAGGCCGCAACUUCUUUUGACCGAAGAUCAUAUCCGAGGCUUUUCGUUGAGGAUAAUGUCAACAGUUAUUAUUCGUUCAGCGCUUAAAACGCCCUCUCUAGGCAGUUAUCGCGGAUCGAUGAUCCAGAUACAGACAUCUAUUAAUUCACAACUAUCGACAGGCAUAGAGGAUGCGGUCAAGAACAUGAAUCUAAAAGAACCUCGGUACGGCGGCACUGAUCACCGUGUGACGAAUCGCAUCAGUGCGAGCGCCGAGCUAAACAGGCCUAUCAUCUUGUUUUCUUGGACAGAUGCGAGGACAAGCGAUUCUUACGGCGGCAUUAUCCGGACUUUUCUUUUCCCGAAGCCCAUUGGGGGGGGAUCCUGGUUCAACCAAGCCACUGUCACAGAACUGGCCAACUCUGGCGUCAAUGCGCUUCGUAUUCCAAUUGGAUACUGGGCUUUUGACAAUAAAGAUACACCAUAUGUCCAAGGUUCAGCUGCAUGGAUGGAUAAAGCCAUAGAAUGGGCACGUACUGCCAAGAUGAAGGUCUGGGUUGAUCUUCACGGUGCUCCAGGUAGCCAGAAUGGAUUUGAUAACUCCGGGCAAUCGGGAGAGGUCUCAUGGCAAAAAGGGGAUAACAUCGAGCGUACAAAAGAAGUCCUAAAAAUAAUGGGGAAGAAAUACGGAAGCAAGAAAUAUGUGGACGUUGUUGUUGGAAUCCAACUCAUCAACGAACCAAUAUCAUGGGGAAAUAACAAUUUUGAUACAACUUAUCAAUUCGCAGUCGACGCCUACUGGGCUGUAAGACAAGCGGCCGAAAACAAGAAGUUGAUGGUCAUCAUGCAUGAUGCAUUCAAAGGGGUAUCCAGUUGGGAAGGCCUUCCUGAAAGAACUUCUGCUGGUGGUCCUGAAAGUGGUCUCCUGGGUAUCGAUACCCAUAUGUAUCAGGUUAGUGAUUUUUCCUAG